UCUGAGACCAGACCUCUCCCGGCCAAUCAGAAAAUUCCCCUCGUCCGUCGCUAGGUGGGCGAGCGGCGCCGCAGCCAAUGGGCGGCUCCUCUCCGGAAGGACGCAGGGAUCCAGGAGAAGCCGAGCGGCAGCGUUCGAGUGUCGGUGAAGUGUAUCACGGAUUCCCCGUGAAAAGCCCAUUCCUCAAGAUGCCCAACAAGACCAAAAAGGACAAGGAGGCGACAAAAUCGGCCAAAAGUAGCACCAAGAGCAGCAAGGAUGUUAGCCCUGAAAUCUCAGACGAGGCCCAGCAGCAGCAGAGUGGCAGUAAGCGCCCUAGUACCUCCACACCGCCCCCCACCCAGCUCAACAAGAUCAAAUACUCUGGAGGUCCGCAGAUCGUCAAGAAGGAGCGACGGCAGAGCAGCUCCCGGUUCAGCCUCUCCAAGAACCGCGAGCUGCACAAACUACCCGCCCUCAAAGACGCGCCCCUGGUGGACCGCGAGGAGCUGUUCGUCCAGAAGCUGCGUCAGUGCUGCGUCCUGUUCGACUUCGUGAGCGACCCGCUCAGCGACCUCAAGUUCAAGGAGGUCAAGCGGGCGGGGCUUAACGAGAUGGUGGAGUACAUCACGCACAACAGCGACGUGGUCACCGAGAGCAUCUACCCCGAGGGCGUCUUCAUGUUCUCCAUCAACCUGUUCCGGACCCUGCCCCCCUCCUCCAACCCCACCGGGGCCGAGUUCGACCCGGAGGAGGACGAACCCACCCUGGAGGCCGCCUGGCCCCAUCUGCAGUUGGUCUAUGAGUUCUUCCUGCGGUUUCUGGAAUCUCCAGACUUCCAGCCUAACGUUGCCAAAAAAUACAUUGACCAGAAGUUUGUUAUGUCGCUGCUGGAGCUGUUUGACAGCGAGGACCCCCGGGAGAGAGACUUCCUGAAGACCAUCCUCCAUCGCAUCUACGGGAAGUUUCUGGGUCUGAGGGCCUACGUCCGCCGGCAGAUCAACAACAUCUUCUACAGGUUCAUCUACGAGACCGAACACCACAACGGGAUCGCAGAGCUUCUGGAGAUCCUGGGGAGGUAAAAGAAUCUGGAA
This is a messenger RNA of Gadus macrocephalus (Pacific cod), 1073 nucleotides long. RefSeq names its product protein phosphatase 2, regulatory subunit B', delta (gene ppp2r5d). Gene Ontology annotation, biological process: protein dephosphorylation; signal transduction. The transcript has 8 exons. The coding region runs from base 78 to 1061 and encodes 327 amino acids. Lineage: Eukaryota; Metazoa; Chordata; Actinopteri; Gadiformes; Gadidae. Gene Ontology annotation, cellular component: nucleus; protein phosphatase type 2A complex; cytosol. The record is from RefSeq and is a predicted model, not a curated record. Gene Ontology annotation, molecular function: protein phosphatase activator activity.